AGUCACACAAAAGAGCUGUUGCAGCUGUAACCUCUUAUUCCUCUGCGAGGGGCUUGGGGUGGGCAAAGCCAUCCAGGCAUUUCCCCGGACAGGACGAUUAAUCUCCAGAAGAUUUUUUCCAGGCCAUCACUAAACCACUGAAUUAUAGAACAUUGAAAACUAAUACACUGACAUCAUUGAAAAACUCAUCUUACUACAAAGUGGAUUGUCUGAUCACUCAUUCGAGCCCUGAAUCAAGUCUCUCUCAGCCCCAAAGGCACUAAAUCGAAGACAAUAAAUUCAAGUACCAGUCGCAGCUGCGCGAUGAUUGUCAUGUAAGUCGGCAGCCAUGGCCAGCAGGAAACACCCGAGCGCCUCCAGCACCAUGUUGGAUCUCAGAUCGAGGUCUUGCCCACCGCCCUCUCACGACAAGGAAUCCGAGAGCGGAGAGGCCGAGCUUCCCCGGGGUGGCUAUGUCACGGAGGAAGUGGAGCGGCCUGCCGCUGGGACGGAGAGUCCCAUCCCGGGAGAGAACCAGUGCAACGACACCAGCGGCGAUGGCGGCGACUCCAGCUCCGACUACGUGAACAACACCUCCGAAGAGGAAGACUACGACGAAGGCCUCCCGGAAGAGGAGGAGGGGAUCACGUACUAUAUUAGAUACUGUCCCGAGGACGAUAGCUACCUGGAGGGAAUGGACUGCAAUGGGGAAGAGUACAUCCCCCACGAAGAGCGCAGCGUGGAAACCGACGAGUGCCAAGAAGCCGUCGAAGAAUGGACGGAGAAUAAACGCCAGCGCCCCGGGGAGGGUGACGAGGGAGAACGGCGGGGCUACCAGGAGGACCGCGUUCAGGUUUCGGAGGAUGAAGCGUCAUCUUUGGAGCUCCGAGACCCCGGGGAAAGCGUGCAGUACUGUCCGAGUGAAGGAAAUUAUCGGGACUAUUACCCCCCUGAAGCCAAUGGCAAUUCGAACGGAGCCUCGCCGUAUCACUCCGGAAAAGAUGACCCCGAGCUGGAAGAACAGGAAGAGGACAUCGACCAGAUCGUAGCAGAGAUCAAGAUGAGCCUGAGUAUGAGCAGCAUCAACAGCACGGGGGAAAUGAGUCCCGAGCACGUGGCGACGGAGGACGUGCCAAAUGACUAUAAAGAGACUUGCCAACAAGGAGAGGCUGGGCUCUGUACUAGCCGGCAUGAAGGAAGGCCCAAGUCCCUGAAUCUUCCCGUUGCUUCCAAACAUGUGGCGGAGGCCCAGAGGAGCUUUAAAACGAAAGCCAGGACUCCAGAAGAGAGGCAGAAAUGGCCACAAGAGCAGGUUUGCAAUGGCUCAGAGCAGCCAAGGAAACAGCAACGCUCAGAUCUGAAUGGACCUGUGGACAAUAACAAUUUAACAGAGACAAAGAAGGUGGCUUCCUUUCCAAGUUUUGUUGCGGUUCCAGGCCCCUGUGAACCUGAAGAUCUCAUUGAUGGAAUCAUCUUUGCAGCCAAUUACCUGGGUUCUACCCAGUUGCUUUCAGAAAGGAACCCUUCCAAAAAUAUCCGCAUGAUGCAAGCACAAGAGGCAGUCAGCCGUGUCAAGAGGAUGCAAAAGGCUGCUAAAAUCAAGAAAAAAGUGAGUUCUGAAGGUGAUGCCCAGACCCUUACUGAAGUGGAUCUUUUCAUCUCUACCCAGAGGAUUAAAGUUUUAAAUGCAGACACCCAGGAAACGAUGAUGGACCAUGCCUUGCGCACAAUCUCCUACAUUGCAGACAUCGGGAACAUUGUUGUGCUCAUGGCGAGGCGUCGAAUGCCCAGGUCCGCUUCUCAAGACUGUAUUGAGACAACACCUGGUGCCCAAGAAGGGAAGAAACAAUACAAGAUGAUCUGCCAUGUCUUUGAAUCAGAGGAUGCCCAGCUGAUUGCUCAGUCCAUUGGCCAGGCCUUCAGUGUGGCGUACCAGGAAUUUCUGCGGGCCAACGGCAUCAACCCAGAAGAUCUGAGUCAAAAGGAAUAUAGCGACAUCAUCAACACUCAAGAAAUGUAUAAUGAUGAUCUCAUUCAUUUCUCUAAUUCAGAAAAUUGCAAAGAGCUGCAGCUAGAGAAGCAGAAGGGGGAGAUCCUGGGGGUGGUGAUUGUGGAAUCGGGCUGGGGCUCCAUCCUCCCGACAGUCAUUCUGGCUAAUAUGAUGAACGGAGGUCCCGCGGCCCGCUCUGGCAAGCUGAGCAUUGGAGACCAGAUCAUGUCCAUCAAUGGGACCAGUUUAGUGGGUCUUCCUCUUGCCACGUGCCAAGGAAUCAUCAAGGGUCUGAAGAAUCAGACGCAAGUGAAAUUGAACAUUGUCAGCUGUCCUCCCGUCACCACCGUCCUCAUAAAGCGGCCAGACCUGAAAUACCAGCUGGGCUUCAGUGUGCAAAACGGAAUUAUUUGUAGCCUGAUGCGAGGCGGGAUAGCAGAGCGAGGAGGGGUUCGAGUUGGACAUCGUAUUAUUGAGAUCAACGGGCAGAGUGUGGUGGCCACGGCCCAUGAGAAGAUAGUCCAAGCUUUGUCCAAUUCUGUGGGAGAGAUUCACAUGAAGACGAUGCCAGCCGCCAUGUUCAGGCUCCUGACGGGGCAGGAAACUCCCCUCUACAUCUAGCUGGUGGCUGGUUUUCGGCAACGAACUGAAGGAGAUUCGUUCAACUUUCCACCUGAACUGGGCUCUGCACAGCGUAAGAAAGCUGGGGUUUUGUAAGAAUUUCGUGGCCGAGGACAGGACCUGAAAAUUUAGCCAACUGGGUGAACAGGCUCCACAGAGUGAGUGAGUGAGUGAGAGAGAGAGAGUGUGUCUGUAUUUUUCUUUCAUUCCUUUUUCCUUUAGGCCAAAAAAGAGAUGUGUCAAGAUGGCAGCCCAAUAUACCAUCUUUGUAAAAACAUCUAGGUGUUUCGCAACGUUUCAUUACUUUUCUCCUCAUCUUUGACAACGACAUUUGUUUGUCACCUCUGCGCGGCAUGCUGUAUGUCUAUCCUGAACUCCAGUGGAUGUGAGUGUGUGACGAGUGGGUCUGCGACAGGAUAAAAGGAAAACUUAAUACGAAGUCGUGGUUGAUUAAAAAACAAAAACAAAACGAAGGCUAGUUCCCUCAGAUUGGUUUUCAAGACUGUUCUGACUCAGAUCGUGUUUGAUGGUGUAAAACGUGUGUGAUUCAGCUACUGCUUUCUAAAGAAAACGGUAUCCUUAUGACAAGUAUAUAACUUGUAAUUAAAGUUUGGCAAAAUGUGAAUUGUAAGUACGUGUAUUUUUAAAAAAGGAGCCUUUCCUAUGUUAAAUAAAGACUGAUGGCCACACCAUUAAAAAAAUCUAAAUAUUUAUUUAGAUAUGUAUUUAUGGUUUGGGAUUUUAAUUUUGACAUAUUGUUCCUUCAGGCUUAAAUAUUCAAAUGCACCAGGAACAGGUCAGCUACUCUCUUCUAUAAUCUGUUCUACAAUCUAAGAUGUAAUAGUCCUUUUGGUGUAUUCCUUGCUGAUUAAAACCGUGCAGUGCUCACUAUGGGAAAGCCAUGCUUGCCAGUUGCUUCUACUAGAGGAGCAAGGCCUCACAAGGUUUCUACUGUCUUUUAUACACAUGUAAAAAAUACAGCAGCCACUUCAAUCUCUCCCUUCAAUCUUUCAUUCCUGAGGCAACAUGUUACAAACAACAAUUGAUUUGGAAGAGCAACAGACUGACCCAUCAGCAGUAUUGAACUGUGUGUAGAUAAAGUAUGAUACUGGUGUCAAAUUGUAUUCAUUAUUGAGAUAAAUGGUAAUUGAUGUCAUUUUUGUCUUGAUUUUUUUUUUUUGGCCCAGGCCUUGAAGAAAAUACACUGUGACUUAAGAAGCCUUACUAUGCAGUAACUAAAGCUUUAGGGUUACUGUAAUUCAAGGGGUGACCUAUGUGUUGCAUGCAACUGACCGUAGGAAAGAGUUAAGCUAAUAUCACUAAUAAAUCUAAAGUAAUAAAGAAAAUGUGCUUGUUGUGUUUGUUUUUUAACCAAUGAUUUAGAGGGAUGAAUUUCUAAAAGUUUUCCAUAGUGCACAUGGGUAGCAUUUUGGUGAAUGAUAAUAGCUGGUAAAUAUCCUUUCCUCAACAAAUACGGGUAACAGCCCUAAACUAUCACUUGAGACAGUGAUGGGUAAUGAAUGCCUAUAAUUAUUAGCAUUGGAAGUUGCCACAGGAUGUCACACUAAUGAGGCUGAGAAAACAUUUACUAAAAGAAAAAAAGAAAAAACAUUCAAUAACCCUGAUGGAUCUAAAACUCAAAUGCUGAGCUAAUGCUGCUCUUCUGCCAUUUGCUCAGCGCUGUCCCUCUUUGAUUAAUUCAGAAAGGUAUUGAAUGAGUUAUAGACCAAGGACCAUCCUCAGCAAGAUUGUCAGAGUUGAGUUAUUGAUUUUUGGCACUCUAGUUUUAUGAGAAAACAACCCCAACUUCUAGUUAAGAGGGGAGGAACGGAAUCAUUAAUUCUUGGAGUGUUUGCAUUGGAUAUAUUUCUAAGAAUGCCAAAUUUUGGGGCCGGGGGGGAGACCCAGUCUCUAGCCUGAGCCCGUUGUGGGCAGGGUUUGUCUCUAUUUGUUGCCGAAUUGUACUUCCCAAGCGUAUAGUACAGUGCUCUGCACACAGUAAGCGCUCAAUAAAUUCGAUUGA
This is a messenger RNA of Tachyglossus aculeatus (Australian echidna), 4613 nucleotides long. It is a transcript of the gene APBA2, whose product is annotated as amyloid beta precursor protein binding family A member 2. The coding region runs from base 329 to 2590 and encodes 753 amino acids. The record is from RefSeq and is a predicted model, not a curated record. Gene Ontology annotation, biological process: chemical synaptic transmission. Gene Ontology annotation, molecular function: amyloid-beta binding; protein binding. The transcript is spliced from 16 exons. Lineage: Eukaryota; Metazoa; Chordata; Mammalia; Monotremata; Tachyglossidae. Gene Ontology annotation, cellular component: plasma membrane; dendritic spine; cytoplasm.